Bacillus rossius redtenbacheri is the source of this 4809-nucleotide messenger RNA. RefSeq lists its product as uncharacterized. The coding region runs from base 132 to 998 and encodes 288 amino acids. The record is from RefSeq and is a predicted model, not a curated record. The transcript has 7 exons. NCBI's taxonomy places the organism in Eukaryota, Metazoa, Arthropoda, Insecta, Phasmatodea, Bacillidae.
AGUGGCGGCGUGUCUGCGGUGCGGUGUGUGUCUCUCUGGGGCGACCUGCGACAUGGAGGCGCGCGCGGCCUGAACAGCGCCGUCGGCGGGCGACCUCAGGCGCAGAGCGGGGAGGGGUCGAGGCAGGAAGUAUGUCUCUCUGCCACCAGGGAGCUGUGGCGGCGCUGCUGUGCGGCCUGGCAGGCGCCAUCAGCUUCUCGGUGCAGCUGCAGAUGCCGCGCUACGUGCUGACGGGCGACUCGGCCACGCUGCGCUGCGACCACAGCGUGGACCAGCUGCAGCUGCGCAAGGUGGAGUGGUUCAAGGGCGGCGCCAAGCUGUUCCAGUACGUGAAGGGCCGCACGCCGCCCUUCCGCAGCUACCGCACCCCGGGCGCCGAGCUAGACUGGAGCGACAGCGACGAGACCCGCGUGGUGCUGCGGAACCUGAGCCUCGAGGCGACUGGGCUGUAUUCCUGCGAGGUGUCGACGGAGACCCCCAUCUACACCAAGCCCUCCGACGACCAGGAGCUCACCGUGGUGGUGCCGCAGCGGAGCGACCCGGCGGUGAGCGUGCGGCGCGGCACGUACUCCACCGGCGACGUGCUGGAGGCCAACUGCACGUCGAGUCCGGCACGCCCCGUGCCGCACGUCGCGUGGUUCGUGGACGGCAAGAGGGUGAACGAGAGCCUCGUGCGCAUGGUCCCGGACCAGAGGAACAGCGUGACUGCCGCCAGGGACCAGCACCUGUCCUCGGCCACCGUGCAGCUGACCUUGCCCCUGGCGCGCCCCGGCGGCGGCACCCUGGAGCUGCUGUGUGUCUCCACGAUCCCCGCCUUCCAGCAGGCGGCGUCCUACGUCGACAACCGGUUCACGACCAUCGCAGUGGAGGUAGCGGCACCGCAGAAGUCCGCCGUGCGGAACACGAGCGCGGGGCAGCCCGCCGGCUCGCCCUGCUACCCCCUGGUCCUGGUGCUGGCCGCGUGGGCCCGCCAGACCAGCUGGGAGCUGCCCCAGUGAGCCCCCCUCGCCGACGCCAGGGCAACGACGAGCUUGCUGCGGACUGCCGCGUCUCGAGGCCACCCGGGGCUCCGCCGCUUCCCGACAGUACUGGUCGCAGGCCAGUCAUCAAUUACCAACAAACAUAGAUGUUUUCCAGUCUACAAACUUCAAUCUUAGCUCAACAAGUGAAAAAUUCCUUCAUAAAAAUUGCCCAAACAGUGGGUGUUACAAAACUCCUUAGAUGGCAGUCACGAUGACCACUGCAUAACGUCCACACAAACCACUAAGCUAUGCAAAGCUUAAGAAGGUUUUAACCACGGAUGCGGCCAAUACUAAUCCAAAUAUGCGACUCCCUGGGACUGCUUUGACCAACAGUCACCGGGUUAAGUGGCGAAAAAAAAAAAAAAAAUAUGGACAGUAGCUUACGUUUCCCAGGCAACAAUCUACACUUGGAUUAUGGCUUAUCCGAGACCAGUAAAUAACAAAAUGCUAACCGGCAAUGAUUAAUGACAGAAAUGCAAUUUUCUGCAAAAUUCUUCCCAACCAAACAAUGCUCAAGCCGAAACGCAGAUUUAAGAAUAAAUUUAUCAUCGGAAGCAUAGAUAACUCUGCCCACUACACAGAGAAUUAACGUCUUAAGACUACAAUAAGCAAGUGACCAGAUAUUACUCACUCAUGACAAUGUUACCACUUGAGAAAAUACUGUGUGUGCUGGUAAGGACUGCAAAGUGGCAUAAGAAUAUACUAUGUAUGUGAAAAUAUCCUAUUCUUUUCUACAUGUUUUUAUUAACUAGUGAAAAAUUGUUGCUUGAGUAUGAUGAACCUAUUGUAGAUUACAUCAACUCAUAAAGAACAUUUUGUUUAGUCUAAGUUUGGUUGACAAUAUUUGUGACUAUUUAAAACUUGUGUGUGAAAAAUGUAACUCUUCAAGAUAAUAGUGGAAAUGUGUUUGGUAGUCAUAAUCAUGACGCAUAAGCAUAUUAUGUUCUUAAUUUAUUAUUGUAUGUGUUUUAUGUAGGGUGUGUUAUUUUUCUGGGUUUACACAAAAACAUUAAUUAAUGUAUUAUUUUUGUGUCUGUGUGUAUUACUGAUCAGAAGAGACUCUUAAGACUGAGUACUCCAAGUGGCAGUCUGAGAAGUCAUACUUCUCUGCUACUCCGAGACCUGUCCCACAAGUUGUUUUUUGAAUAUUCAGUGUUUACACAACACUGCUGCCACCAACGAGGAUGUGGUAAGACUGUGAUGAUAUGUUACAAAAACGACAAAACCCAACUUGCAAAAGGAUCAGUUGGCUUCACAAAACUAAAGCUAUUAAUACAGUGAACUAAAUCCAGGAAGGAAUAUCAGAAUUUGUAAGAAACCUAAGCACAGAAUGUAGUCCUAAAGUCUAACUCAUAGGAGUGCACUAAUUUGAUAGUCCAGAGUAGUUCAGUGUCUGUUGUCCCGACAACACAAAUGUUUACCACUACAUUACACAUGUCUUUCGUUCCACUUGGCUGAUUGUAAUGUAAAAACAAAUACAUAGAUGUUACAAGUAAUAACAUUGCUGUAGCAUAUUUAAUUACCUAUACAGCAUGCAAAUGGACUAAAUAAACAAACUACACUCUUUCCAUUUUCAAAAAAAAAAUUUCUCAUCUCAGAUGCAGAAGAGAGGAAUGGAACACUUGUUUAAAUGUAACUUCAGUACACAACGUUUAGUGGUCAUCUGCAAGCCUGUUUCUUAGCUUUUAAUUUAAAGCUAAAUCAUUUUUAUUUCAACCUAAUGUAAUAUUUUUGGGUUAGGUGUUACGUUUGGACUUUCAUUUCAUUUCAGGGGGAAUUUUUAAAUAAAAAUUUUUAAGAAGAUGGUAUGAGCUGUUUCUAACGCUCACAUUAUAACAAAACAAAAAUGUUCAAUACGAAGCAAAAAUAACCACCUAAGCACAUAAUAUUAUAUUCAAUACUUGAAGCAAAAAAGUACCUCAUCUAUAUUCGAGAAACACAUUUUUAGGAAUAAAUAAAUAAAAAUAUUUCUCCUUUAACAGUUUCUCCAAUAUCAGACAACAAAUACUCCUAUCCCUCACUUAUUCAUGCAGUCAACUGACAUAAUUUUCAAAAUAUAGCAUAAUGUUUGAUUUUAUUUAUGAAAAUAUUACUACUCAAUGACUGUCAAAAAAAAAGUGCACUGUUUGUGAAUAGACUAGUAAAGAGAAAAAUUUGCAACCUGCAAAUCUAGUUUCAGCGAAAGAUCUGAACUCUCUGCCAAAAAACACAAACAGCCCAGGGCAAUACUGCCACGCAUCAACUCAGUGACAUCCAACAGCGUGAUGCUGUGUUAAUAAAGAAUGGUUUUCAGACUGAUUCUCAGAGGCAUAUCACUGAAGUCGCAAGGGGGUUAUGGAUAGUUAUUUAAACAGUCUACUACCCGGGGCAAGCCUUGAAAAUAACGAAAUAAGAUUUAAAAUGACGUUAAUGACGGUAGAUGCUGGAACACGAUGGUGAAGUCGACGAGGUGUGUAGGAACUAGGAAGCGUCCCACCCCGGGCAGCGGAUGAGAGAAACUGGGUGUCAUGGCAGCAGGAAGCAGUUGACUCACAGUUAGGCUGUUUAUAUUUCCGUGACAAAACUCAUUAAAACAGAACCUCUCGAGCACUGAAGAAUAAAUCACAACUUAUCAUUACGUAUUAACAACAUUUACUUGUAUUGGUAAUUAUUAAGUUAAAAAAAUAAACUGCCCACGUUGGGGUGCGUUCAGAAAAGUGUUUGUGCAUUGCACUGCACCGUCCAUAUUAGGGAUGAAAGAAAAUGACACUAGGGGGAUUAAAAUAAGUAAAAUUGUAAAUUAUAUUAAGUUAUUAUUUCAAGGGUGCAUGGGAGACUCUACUAACCUCCGCAGGGCGGACAAACACACUCUCUUGUUGCCGGAGGUUCGAACAGAAAGUGAUGACGAGAGGGGGGGCCUGAAGCGGGGCGAGGCACAUCGGGUAUAGCGAGGGCGUAGCGCCGGUCGACGUCAUCACGUUUGAUGCUAGUACUUCUUGACUACCUUGUAAGUAAUAAACAUAGGGUCUCAAUCUUGGGUUCUGAUCACUACAAACCCACAAACAACCCGUGUAGGAAUUAAAAAGCAUUUAAAAAAACUUCCAAAAUUCCUUAAAAACUGUGAACUAGAUGUGUAAUAUCAGAGCUAAAAGAACAUGUACUUAUGAAACACCUAACUUAAUUGAUCAACCACAGCAAAUUAGAUCUUUCAAACCAUCGAAAAAAUUAAAAAAAAUUACAAGCAUAUCGAUUGUUCAAAUUAGAGAUUACUAUGUACGAAAAAUCCCAAAAAUGUUUCAACCUUUUGGUGCUUCACUGACAACUUCUACUAGUACUGUAACCAUCCCCUAUUUUGCAGUACACUCACAGCGAAGUAUUGCUUCUACGAACGAGUUUGCAACUGACUGGCUCAUACAUACAACCAAUGUCAAUUCAACUGUCUGAAAAUGUGCUUACUAGUUUUGCUUUAAGUAGUUUGAAAAAAAAAAAAAAUAAUUUUUGAAGUGCUAACUUGGCAUAAAGGAACAUUAAUGUUAACAGUAAAAAAUAUUUUCUAUGUCAUCACUAAAGUUAAAGCUUCAAUUUUUUUUUCUUUCCAUUUCUGUACACAAUCUUCUAUGUUGAAUGUUUCCUUCACUUAUUUUCCUGUGUCCAACAAAUGACACAGUAAGUACCUCAUAGAAUAUGGGUGUUAUAUUUCCAGCUGUGUGUGUGAUGUAUCACUAAGCAUUAUUUUGUGUCUAUAUUUGUUAAAUUUACUAUUGAAUUUAUUUUCCAGCCAGAAUACAAAGAUAUAUGUAUGUUAAAA